Molecule: messenger RNA, 1800 nt
Organism: Glossina fuscipes
Lineage: Eukaryota; Metazoa; Arthropoda; Insecta; Diptera; Glossinidae
Product: carbohydrate sulfotransferase 11
Exons: 8
Coding region: 398-1636 (412 amino acids)
Biological process (GO): carbohydrate biosynthetic process
Cellular component (GO): membrane
Molecular function (GO): sulfotransferase activity
Source: RefSeq, a predicted model, not a curated record
AAGAAGAAACAAAAAUAACAAAAGAAAAAAAAAAGUUGGAAUCCGCAUAAACUGGUGCUUUACAAGCGAAAUGACAAAUAAUUUGUUAUUUUUAUUUUAUUUAGCAAAUUACCUUUAAAAUCUCCCCUCUAAAAAAAAAAAAAAAAAAAAAAAAAAAAAUUUUAAAAAAAAGAAGAAAAAAAAUAAUUCGUUUACUCUUCUUGCUGUGCGUUAUUCAUCAUGUCAUCGUUGUCGGGGCUAUAAAUACGUUCUUCUUUUUGUUUUUAUUUUUAUUUUUUCUUAUUAUUUCCUCAUCUUUCGUAUUACAUUUCUUUAUGAAUUAUUGUUGUUGUCAAUGAGAUCGCACACAAAAUCUGCUACAAUAUUGUAAAACGUUUGUAUGUAUUAAUGAAUGUAAAUGCGUCUAAACAAGACAUACUGGCGCGCCAUAAGGCGUUACAUUCUGGUCUUUACCGCUAUUGCCUUCUUACCUUUGGCUCUAAUAUAUUUGGUGCGCAAUGAACAAAUGUACAAAUUGAAAGGUUAUGAGGCGAUAAAAGUGAAGGAACAUUUUGCCGAACAAACUUUUCGUUAUCCGGUUAUGUUGCUCGGCAAAAAUAAGGAUCUAACAAUAGCGGCCACAGGGAAUUCUAAGAAAAAACAUUCCAAAUAUGAUAAAUAUAUAAAUGAGACCCAUAUACCGCUUAUACCCGAUGAAGCAAUACAAUCAUUGUCGGAGAGCGAUAUGCUUAAAGUGGAAAAACGUAUGGAAAGAAGGCGGAAAGUGCUGCUCGAUAAAUGCUCGGAAUUAGGUUUAGAUGUGGUGGGUACUGAUCCUUGGCAUAAGCCGAAUCCUUGGGAGUUUCUAGUUAAUAAGAAAUAUCAUAUUAUAUGGUGUAAUGUUUUCAAAGCUGCCUCAUCAUCAUGGAUGUUUAAUUUUAAUAUUUUAGCUGGUUACUCGCCGGAAUUUUUGCACAAAACCAAAGAAAUUUUCCUGCAUUUAGCCCGUGUACGUUACCCUCGUGUUACUUUGGACGAGCUGAAACAGGCACAAAAUGAUUCAAUCACUUUUAUAAUAGCACGUCAUCCUUUUGAGAGGCUAUUGAGUGCUUAUCGUGAUAAAUUCAUGUUUGCUGUGCCUCAUUCAUUUCACGAUAAGCUAGGACGUAAGAUAAUACGUACUUAUAGAAGAAAGGGAUUUGAUAAUCAUGCCCCAAAGCAUCCCACAUUUCCCGAAUUCAUACGUUGGCUUUUGGAUCAAGUGAAACAAGGCAAUUAUUUAGAUAUGCAUUUUGUGGCUUCAACUAGAUUUUGUACACCGUGUCUAAUAAAUUUCGAUAUAAUUAUGAAAUUCGAAACUCUCGAAGAGGAUCAAUUAUAUUUAAUCGAAAAGACUGGUCUUAAACGAGUCAUAGCGCCCGAAUGGCGUAAUAUGGGAAAGGGUAAAAAUACAUUGGAAUUAUUGCUGCAAUUCUUUUCGCAAUUAACCAGACGUGAACUGGAUGGUUUAUAUGAUUAUUAUAGAUAUGAUUUUGAGCUGUUCGAUUACAGUGUCGCUUCAUAUUAUAAUAUAGCAAAACCGAAUGAGAUAAAGAUUCCCGAAGCAGCGGCCGUAGCAUUGGGUAAAGUGAGCACUUCAGCGAAAGUAAAAGCCUAAGAAUAAAAGAAGCUUGUUGCAUAUCCAACAACAAUAACAACACCGACACUGACAACGAAUAUUGUAGAACUGCUUUAGUUUAGAGUAAAUAGAUACAAUAAGUUAUUAGCAUGAUCGUAGGAGAAACACAACAUAAAACACGAACUAAACAAACAAGAAAAAAA